Molecule: messenger RNA, 3195 nt
Organism: Amyelois transitella
Lineage: Eukaryota; Metazoa; Arthropoda; Insecta; Lepidoptera; Pyralidae
Product: zinc finger protein 567
Exons: 3
Coding region: 136-2220 (694 amino acids)
Biological process (GO): regulation of transcription by RNA polymerase II
Cellular component (GO): nucleus
Molecular function (GO): DNA-binding transcription factor activity, RNA polymerase II-specific; RNA polymerase II transcription regulatory region sequence-specific DNA binding
Source: RefSeq, a predicted model, not a curated record
AUCGUUCUGUCAUUUAAAAUUCAUUGAUUUUUUUACAGAUUUUUUCUCAUUCAUGUGUUGUGGUUUAUCGAUUAAAUACAAAAAAAUUGUUUAUAAUUUUAACAAUAUUUUGUAAAUUAAUGGGAUUCUUUUAUAAUGGAUCGAGGCAACAUAACUGACGCUGAUUCUGACAGCACUGUUGACACUAUAAAGUCAUCAGAAUUAGAUUCUGACAAGGAUUUGAUAGAUGCCAUUAGUCCAAGACGAACAUGUUACACCAAAUACGGCGUUAGACCUGACAGUUCAAUCCAAGGUGGCAAUCAAGUAGCCAACAAUGAAUCCAGAAACGAAGAGUCUCACGAUUUGAAUCAAGAAUCAGACAAUACUAACGAAAGCCCAACUACAAAUACGAACGAGGAAUGCCACACAAAAAAGUUACGCAGUAAAAUUGCAAAGAUUAAAUUGAAAUUGAAACACGAUUCUGUUGCUGGUGACAACGGCCAAUCAGGGCCGAGCGUUGGUGCCGACAAAUUGAAAACGGGCAUUGAGAACCAAUCAGAAGCUCACACGAACGAUACGGAUGAUGUGAUGAACAUGUUUGCGAGCGUAUGGGUCAAAGUGGAGGUUGAAGAGGACGAUGACAAUAUAGUCCAAGACGAUGUGAACGAUGUAAACUACGAACCGCCCGGCGCGAAACGUACGAGACAGCGCAAAAAGAGAGAUGGCGAGAAGAAACAGCGCGCCCGUCCCACGAAAACGCUGAACUGCACCGUGUGCGACUACACGACCGUCUACAAAACAUGUCUGGUCAUGCACAUGAUUGGUCACACCUCAGACAAGCCGCACAGCUGUCCAAUGUGCGGAUACAAAUCUAAAUACCGCAAUUCACUGACGCGCCACAUGAAAAUACAACACCAGAGUGAAGAUACGCCGUUAGCGGAGUGCGCCAAAGUGUUUAGUUGUGACGAGUGUGAUUACAAAACGCAUUUUAAGUGGAAUCUGCGUGCGCAUAAGCGGAAGCAUAAUUUGGUUAAGCAGUUUAAGUGUCAGCAUUGUGAUUACGAGACUGCGUAUAGGCACAAUUAUUUGAAGCACAGUCGCACGCACGAGAAUAGCAAUAAGGAGCCGUCGUUCUAUAAAUGUGAUAAGUGCACGUUUGUGACUAAGUUCGAGGGCCAUAUAGCGAGGCAUUUGGCGAAGAUUCAUAACGAGGUGACUGACACCGCGUAUAAGUGUGAUAUGUGUGAUUUUUCCACUAGAGUCAGGUGGAGGUUGAAUAUUCACAAGGCUAGGAGUCGCCAAGAGAAUGUUCUGGUGUGUGCGUAUUGCGAUUUCCAAACUUAUUUCAUGUGUGAGAGUAAAAAGCAUAAAGUGUUGCAUUACGAUGUUAUGUAUGGUCAUAAAGGCCAACUUAGUGUGAGUACGGAAUGUAAACCUACGGAUAUGAACGAGCAUAAUUCUCAAAUUGAUGCGACAACUGGAUUGCCCACGUAUGCUAAAGAAGAUAUGAAUGUGCAUGAUGAUUAUUUAGAUUAUACGCAACAUCAGGACACUACGAAGUCUCAAAGGAAAUACAUGAUUGAUCCGAACUGCAUAGACUGGAAUAACAUCCAAGUGUUGGAGUCUGACGAUAAAGAUAGACCGUUCCAAUGUCACAUGUGUUCGUACACGUCUCGCUUCAAGGCUUCAGUGCAAAGGCAUUUUCAAAGGCACCACACCGGCUCGCAAAACAGGCCAUACAAGUGCAUAAAUUGUGAUUUCUCAACAAAAACUAAAGAUCAGAUCGCUUUGCACAAUAAGAGGAGCAAGUCUGAGGUCGGUUUGUACUGCGCUGUUUGCAAGUUUACGACCAACUUCAAAUGUCAGUAUGUGAUGCAUCAGAAACGUCACUACGAGAACAAAUGUACAGAGUGCGAUUACUCGUGCAAGCACAAGUACGAGUUGCAGAAACAUUACAUGACUAUUCACAUGGGGAACGGUCACAAAUGUCAGUAUUGUAAUUACAUCGCAGCGAGGAAGGAGAGCCUGUUGUGUCACGAGACGAUUCACACGGGCAUAAAGCCUUUCAAGUGUAAUCAUUGCGAAUACAUGUCUGUACGUAGAUCGCUACUGAAUAAUCAUGUGAGACGUUAUCAUAGUCACUUGUUGUCCGAUGUAGUUGUUGUUAGUGAUAGUAAAAUAGAGUCUUUGAAACAUGUAGGCAGUAUAGAUGAGGUGAAUAAAGGUUUAGAUUUGUCGUAGAAGGCGAUUAAGGGAUUGGUUAUAUAAACUUGGGAUUCCUCUUUUAGGUGAUGGGCUAGCAAUCUGUCACUAUUUGUAUCUCAAUUCUAUCAUUAAGCCAAGCAGUUAAACGUGGCCUAUCAGUCUUUUCAAGACUGAUGGCUCUGUCAACCCCUCAAGGCAUAUAGACAUGAUUUUAUGUAUGUCAUUUAAGAUUUAUCAGAUAACUGUUAUUUGCCUUCAAAAACUAGAAAUUAUGUCCUCUAUGGACCGUCUCGCUUGAUAAAAACCUGUUUUGUUCAUUUAUCUUAAAGUAGAAGGAAUGGAGGGAUAAGUGCAAUUGACGUGGCCAUAGACUAGUGUUUUUUAUAAAUUCAACUAUAACAUAUAAAAAAAAUUAUUUAUUUGCUUAUAGACUGCGCGUUGGAAUAUGGAGCCAGGCCUAGUGUUGCCGCAUUAUCGAUAGUUCGACUACGCGAUAGUUGACCUUGAAAAUUGUCCAUAGUAUCGAUAGGCCUAUCGAUAUUAUCGAUAGCUCAGUUUGGUACAAAAGUACUUAUAAAAAACUACAAUAUUAUAGUAAUUUCGAUGAAGCUUCAAUAAAAUAGAAUAGUUUUUUUUUCAAAAUUGGAUACAAGGUAUCACUUAUUGACGUCAGAUCAUUUAAAUCCAAUUAUAUCUACUACCGCUUCCAAAGCGCAUGUGUAGGUAGAAGAAGCGGCGGAACAAACUACAUUGCAGCAUUUCCGGACGUCAAUUUGCAAAUAUAGAUCUCUUAAAUCAAUGGAUGGUUUAUUGAUUUUUUAAAGAUAGCAAAACUAUCGAUACCUAUGUAUAAUAUAUAUAGUUAUUGCAAUAGCAGCAAGAGUAUCGAUUUAAUUGUACGAGGGAUUAUUCAUUGGAUCGAGUACAACUCGCUCUAAUCAUUCUGAACUCUGUGUCAUGUCGAGACAAGUGUAUUUGAAAUGUAUAUAUAUGUAUAGUUGGUCUAAUAAA